Molecule: messenger RNA, 492 nt
Organism: Funneliformis geosporum
Lineage: Eukaryota; Fungi; Glomeromycota; Glomeromycetes; Glomerales; Glomeraceae
Source: the annotation of a GenBank genome assembly
AUGGAGGUUUGGUUACCUAUAGCGGACUCAGAUUAUUAUACAUCUAAUCUUGGACGUAUUAAAAAUAAAAAAGGUACAAUUUUAAAAGGUCAUAUUCAUAGAGGAGGUUAUAUACGAACAGAUUUUAAUAUUAAUGAAAAUCGUACACAAUCUUAUCUUCACAGACUAGUCGCAGAAACAUUUAUUCCUAAUCCAGAAAAUAAGCCUUUUGUUAAUCAUAUUAAUGGCAUUAAAACUGACAAUCGGAUAGAUAAUCUGGAAUGGGUCACUCCAAAAGAAAACACCCAACAUGCUGUAUGUAUUGGACUUCAAAAACAAUAUUCUGUUAAACAGAUUUUUAAUGAUGGAUCUUUUCGAGAAUUUCCAUCUAUAGCUGAAGCACAGCGUGUAACUAAAACUUAUCAUAUUUCAGAUGUAUGUCGUGGACUUCAAACAUAUGCUGGGGGGUAUCGCUGGGAAUAUAUUGAUUUAGCAAUACACAAUAAGAGUUGA